UUGUGAAUGAAAUUAUAGCAUUCGUUCCAACAACAAUAAAAGAAAUAGAUAUUCAAUUUAUAGACAUAUUUUUUGGGAUUGGUUUUAAGUGAAUUGUCGCGAAUUGUCGUUUCGGUGUGGUUUUUUUGUUAAAUGUGUGUGCAUUUGGAUUUGAUGCUCUUGCAACCAUAGAAAAGAAAAACAUUUAUUAAGUACACAACCAAUGCAUGGCACGUCAUACAAUUUAUUUAGUAUUGAAACUGAAUUUAAUCGAUUUGUUAUACACUUGAUAAUAUUGAUCAAUUAGAUUGCGUGAUUCAAUCGAACAAAGUGAAAUAUUUGCCGAAAAACUUAUGCAAAAAGUCGUGUUACAUUUAGUAUGCAUCGGAAAGUGGCACGUUGAUUGAAAGAUUGACGCCAAUAGUUGGAAUUUGAAAAAAAAAAAUCGGGAGAAUAAGAAAGAAAAAACUUUGUAGAACUAACGAAAAUCGAAAUCUUAUAAACUCAACGAACACAAGAAAAUAAUCUUACGAUGGCCUUCGCAGCAGCGCGUAUGAUAUUAAAAGAUAAACGACGAAAGUCAAAAGAGGAUUUUGUGCCACCACCACCGAGGACUCGCAGCAAGGCACGAAGUGUAAGCACUAGUAGUUUCAGGAGUGAAAUUCAGGCUCGCAAUAAGCCAGCCGACGGAAGUAGUCACAUCAAGCAACAGCAUGGACAACAUCCGCAACGUGAACGAACACCGAGCGGUCAACGUUCCGUUGGACAUGGACAUGGUCACCAUAAAGGUUCAGCAACAACGCCAACAUCGAAUAAACCACCAUUCACAUCGAAAAGUUCAUCACAAUCGUUGAAUGGCAAACUAUCGACAAAUCCGUCGGUUAGGCCAGUAACAACGACAACAGCACCAACACGACCCGGGCAAAAGCAAAAGAAGAAGAAGCAAAUCUACGAUGUCAAUGUGACAAUCGACUUGACCGAAUAUGGCCUAACCGAGGAACAAGUUGCAGAAUUCAAGGAGGCAUUUAUGUUGUUUGAUAAGGACGAGGACGGCACAAUCACCAUGGCUGAAUUGGGUGUAGUUAUGCGCUCAUUGGGACAACGACCGAGCGAAAAUGAACUCCGUAACAUGGUGAAUGAGGUUGACAUUAAUGGAAAUGGAACAAUUGAAUUCAAUGAGUUCUUGUUAAUGAUGUCGAAAAAGAUGAAAGUAGCUGAAGGCGAAGAUGAGCUAAAGGAAGCAUUCAGAGUAUUUGAUAAGAACAAUGAUGGCCUCAUUAGUUCGACUGAAUUACGCCAUGUAAUGACGAAUCUUGGCGAACGUUUGUCAGACGAAGAAGUUGACGAUAUGAUCAAGGAAGCCGAUUCAGAUGGCGAUGGCAUGGUCAAUUAUGAAGAAUUUGUUAUGAUUUUAACUGCCAAGAAAUAGUUAAAGCUCGACAACAAAAAAAGCAAUGGCUCAUCCACAACCGUUCACAAAAAUCAUAAAAAAAACUAAAUAAAAAAAUACAGUAUAUAUAUUUUCGUCAUUUCAUAGAAUGAUAGAUGCGGUAGAGAUUUUGUCUUGAUUUCAGUUUUUUUUUUCUAUCUAAUCCGCUUUAGCAGCAAAAGUACUCGGCGCAACUACACAAAAUAUAUAUAUAUAUGAAAACAGUUGAUUUCCUUCGGGAAUUAUUUCUAUAUAACAUAAGUUUAUUGAUUUACCAUUUCGAUUUCAACAUUUACGAAAGCGGAAUAAAGUGGAGAACGAGCAGAUUAGAUACUAGAGAAAGCAAAAUAAAAAAUAAAAAUAAAAAAUAAAUGGAAAAUGUAAGAAAACAAAUGCAGUAAAUUGUUCACUUUGAACAUUUAGAAAGAAGAGCUUAUCGCUCUGCAGUUGAAAGAAGUAGUAUAUGCGAAAAAUGUGGUUUUCACAUCACUUUGAACCAGAUAACAUGCUAUUUAUAGACAUAUUUUGUUGCAGCAGUUAAUAUCUGUGUAAUGUGUAUCAGUGUUGAAUGUAUAUGACAGCUAAUGGAAAGACGAUAUGGUAAGAAAAAUGCAAAAUUCAAAUCAAUGAAUUAUGCUUCCAUAAAUAAUCAAAAUACUUAUAACUUAAUGUACGUACAUUACAAAAUAACUGACAUCAUGAAUGAAAAAUCAUUCACCAACACACAUUCACACAGACACCCACACACAAUGACAGAGCCAACAGACAGCUAUUGUAUUGCCAUAAUGGCAAUGCCAUUUAAUGGUAUUUUAAGUAUCUACUUUAAGGUCUAACUUAAAUAAUUGACCAAAUGGAAUCAUAAUUAGACUAUUUGCGCACACUAUUUGCAUUUGUGAACAAAAUAAAACUAAUUGAAUACUACUUUUACAACACCCACUUUUACAUUCUUUCAUUCAUUCACUGACACUACGUCACAAAACCAUUGAAAAACAACAAAUACGCAAAGAAUUGAUUAUAUUUUUAUUAUCUAAAUCAAUAAACUUCCACAAAGGAAUUAAAUUGAAUUUUAACUAUGCUUCCACAGCUCAUGUCAAAGCGACUGUGUAAUGUAUGCAACAGUAGUGCAUACACAAUAACAGCUAGGUAAACCACAAAAGCAUCACCACAUUUAUUUAUUUCCAUUUGAACUACAUUUUCUUAUUAGGUUCCUUUUUUCAUUGCAACUUAUAUUUACCAAGUCAAUAGCUUACAAAUGCUUGUCAAUAAAUAAUGAAUACAGAAUACCCUCCAACAUUUUAAUUGUUGACAUUAGUAGUCAAUUGGCUACUUUUUUUCAUAUGCGUGUGUGAAAACUAGUUUUGCAUUAUCUCUCUCUCUCUUUCUCUCGCGCUGAGCUACAUCAACCGUUACUAAUAUGUCAACGGACCUGCUUACCAUGUAUUUUGUUUAAAUAAAAGAUUUUGUCGCCAUAGAGAUUCGAUCUCCAGUCAGCCUAGUAGGCAUGCGUACAGAGCCAUGACUCUACCAACAUAGCUAAACUAGGCUAAGUAAUAUAUAAGAUUUCAAAUGGAAUAUAUACAUUUUGAAUAUUGAUCAAAAUGUAAACAAGAGAUCUUAAAACGCACUGAGUGAGUGAAAAAAAAAUACUCCACCAAUUUAAAAAUGAAAUGCAAAUCUACACUCAAAAUGAACUAGAAAUAAAAUCGCAAGGAAUUGAAUAAUAGUCAGUCAUCUAUAAACCACUGGAGUAACUCGUUGUAAUUUCACCUUAAAUCAUGAAGAUAACUAUUUUGAUCGUUUUGUUUUUUGGAGUGAUUGCAUUUGGCAGUAAAUUUUCCAAAGAUAAUGUAAACUUCUACAUAAUACAAAGCGAACAUAGUACACAUAAAUUAAAAUUAAAAUUAAGCAAAAUGCCAGAACUUCUAUCUGAAUUGGUAGCCAUUCAAUCAAUUACUGGAAAUGUUUAACUUUACUUUUGAAAUGCAAAAUAAAAUGAAUCGAAUCGAAACCAUGUAAUCGCCUGUGCAGGUUUUGAGAUUCGAAGUUUAUCGGAUGUUACAAAAAUUCCGCCAGAAUAAUACCGUACUCUUUUAUUUUUGCUAUGUUCUUUUGCUUUCAAUUCCUCCAUACUUGCACACGGGUAUCCAGCAAUCCGUUCUUCCAUAUUGAUAAUGCGUAGAUAGAAAUUAACUGCUUUUAAAUGUGAACAUAUCCAGUCUAGGCAUGGGAACUGGCGCUUUUCACCAUUUAUGUAGAAAUCAGAGUGUCCGAUGAAUUCGAACAUACCUAUGUGAAGUACAAAAUUUGAUUAAUUUCUAUUUUUGUCAUUUGUUUUACGAGUAAAAGUGGGAAUCGGAUAAAAUAAAUAAUGUCCGUUUAUAUAUCCGCAAAUGUUGUCGUCUCAAAACUUGCGGGCAAACGUGUAGUCAAUAUUUUUGGUCCAGAUUUGUCCAAUUCCCAUCUUUACAUACGAGAGAGUAAGAAAAUAAAAGAAGAUUUUACCGAAGCCACCCCCAUUUGUAUGGAUGUUUUUGACCCAUUCUGCAUCCUUAUUGCAGAUUCUUUCACUACAUGCCUUGUUAUUGAAACACGGACCGGCUGGAUCUAACGCUGUUAUCCAAGGCAAUUUUAAUCCACUAUCUUGCAAAUAUUUGCCUGUAAAUCCGGCCACAUGUGCACCAACGCUGUGACCUAUUAUUUUUUUUUUUUUUUUUCAUUUUUAGUAGUCCAUUUUCAAUAGCUGAUGCGAUAAAACUGGCAAUCGCGUCCCCGACUAUUUUCGUAUUUCCGUAAUAGUAGUUAUCAAAAGGCCAACCAAUGCCGAUUAGAUUUACUCUUUGUGGUUUACUAAAAUAGGCUAAAGAUAUUUUUUAGUUAGAUUAAUUUAAAACAAUUUUGUGUUAUAGGCUUUGGCCGAAACAGUCACCCAAACCAGUCAAUAAGUUAACUCAAGUUAACUUACAAUUGUUCCAAAAUAACAUGCUCUUACCACGUUUGAAGUCUUUUAAAAACCAUGGUCCUGAUACCCACCCAUGGAUAAAAACUAUGCACUCAAUUUCAACAUUAAAAUUUAUUUCUUCAAGUUUCUGGGAUUCAUUGUAUUUUAAUUUAUGUGUACUAUGUUCGCUUUGUAUUAUGUAGAAGUUUACAUUAUUUUUGGAAAAUUUACUGCCAAAUGCAAUCACUCAAAAAAAAACAAAAGGAUCAAAAUAGUUAUCUUCAUGAUUUAAGGUGAAAUUACAACGAGUUACUUCAGUGGUUUAUAGAUGACUGACUAUUAUUCAAUUCCUUGCGAUUUUAUUUUUAGUUCAUUUUGAGUGUUGCGUUGUGUAAACCGCUAUGAUUCAGCCGAAUUCUACUGCGUAUAAAAGAAAUAGCGAGUACGUCACUGUGCGUUCUCGGUUCUCAUACAAUUCGUAGCCGCUGUCCACACACUUCGUUCGCAUACGGCUCACCCAUACAUAUAAACACAUAUUUUGAGAAUAAAUAAUGAAUUCAUAAAUUUCGCAAAUACUGCUUUGAACUCCUCACCUCUUUUGUCUACAAUCUGUAGUGGACAGAUUUGCAUUUCAUUUUUAAAUUGGUGGACUAUUUUUUUUUACUCACUCAGUGCGUUUUACGAUCUUUUGUUUACAUUUUGAAAGCUUAGUAGUUUUUUUUUUUACUUUGAAUGCAUGAACAUAUGAAAAUACAUUGGCACACUCAAAACGAAUCCAACAACAAAAUACAUGGUUCAAGCAUGUUCGUUGCCAUAUGAAUUUACAUGCUCGAAACGAACAUAUGAAAAUAUGAUAACAGAAACGCAUAUAUAGAGCAUUGGUUUUUGGCUAUACUACUGACAUUCUCCUUAAUUUCAUGUGUCCCUUUUUCGCGCCGCUUCAGUUCCGAAAUCAAUAAAUCUCUAAUGCAUAUUUCAGUUGAAUAAAAACAGAGAAAUAAUUAGCAAAUAUUUAGUCCAAACUUGUAGAAAGCCAACAAAUCAAUAUUGCACACUGAAAUUCCGAGCACUGGUCACCAACAUUCAUAUAUAUAUAUAUAUAUAUACAUAGAGAACAAAUAUUUACAACACUAAAUCCAAUGAAAUCGAAUUUAAAUUUUUCAGAGCGUUUUGCCCUGCUACCGAUUAUCUGUAUCUUAGAACGACUAAAAUAAAAAUUGAUAUUUUUUUUAGAUAGGCCAUAAUCAACGCGUAUUACUUUCAAAGUGGCGACUUAGUUAAUUCAAACACAUACGAAAUGCAUUUAUGGCUCCGACUAAAUUAUAAAUUGAUUGGAAUUUGUGCGUGGUAGGAUUUUUGAGUAUAUAUCGACGGCGGCAACGACGACGAUGUGGAAAUGUGCAAAAAUCAGUGUGUCCAUAACAUAUAGAAAUAGCAUAGUAUCGAUAUCUAUACUAUAUCGGUGCACUAUAUAUGGAAGAUAUUUCCGCAAGACACCGUAACUCACGAUCGAAGUGAGUGCGGACGGCAAACAUGUUGACAGUUCUUUCUACUGCCGCACGGCAACUUGUGAUUUUUGCCGUCUGCACUCACUUCGAUCGGGCGAUACGGUGCCUUGCCACAAUAUCUUCCAUAUAGUGGACCGAUAUAGUGUAGAUAUCGACACUAUUUAGUGCUACUUCUAUGUAUUAUGGACACACUGGCAAAAAUUGACGUUGUAAUUUUACUAAAAUUAUUUUAGUGUCUCCUCAUACUAUAGUAUUUAAAUAUACACAAUAUGAAACAAUUGAAAAAAAAAACAAUGAAACAACUAUUUAUUAUUAUAAAAAUUAUUGUGUAAACACAUGAUAUUUACAUCAAAAUAUAUAAACUAAAAUGAACAUACAAUAUCUUAACCAAAUCUAAAUUUAACAAAACAAAAUAAUAAAAGACAUAUAUAUAUCGAUUGAAUCGGCGAAAAAACAAAACUUUCUGGGGAAUAAACAAAAACUCUAAUUUAACUAUUUUUUGUAUUACGAACAUAUAUUUUGCAAAUGAAAAACCAAUUUUAUGUAACCCAGAUUAUCUAUAUUGAUAUAUAUAUUCUAUCUUAAAACACACACACACACACCACAAACUAUAUUUUAGAGAAUCAACAGAACUAAAUCUGAAUCAAAACCUACUAUUAACUAUAAAAAGAACAGCAGAAAUUUUUUUUUAAUUAAUAACAUAAAAAAUAUAUUCACUUAACACACUAAUUGGAACUCAAGUCUUGAGUCAACCACAAAUGAGAUGAAUUGAAUGUGAAAUUAUAAAUUAUCUGUAUAUGUGUGCAUUAAAUAAUUAAAAAAAAAAACACAAAUAGAAGUGUGAUCACAAUAAUGGCGCGGACUUUUUUUUGAAACAGAUGCUUUUAAAUGUGAAAAAUGGCACAAACUCACUCAUAGUCGAAAUUGAGGCUGGAAAAUCGUUCAAUUGAUGUAAACAUUUGUGAAAGAAAGACGCAUUCAUGCAUGUGGUAAUAAAAAACGGAAACAAUGUCUAAAAAAAGAGAGAAAAGAUUUCAUGGUUAUUGCCAAGGUCGAUUUUCCAGCCGCAUUAUCAUAUUUUUGGUGACUUAACAUUUGACUCAUCGUCAAUUUUUGCAACAUCAAUCCAAAUAAAAAUUUAAAAAGUCUUUUUCCAUUUAAAACAUACCAAAUACAAAUAUGUCCUAUUCAGACCAUAAAACACAAUAAACAUAAAUGUUCAAGAACAUCAACAGCAACAAAUUUAACCAUGAAUGUAGUGUUAUGAAUGUACGUUCAAAGAAAAAUAUAUUGAAAUAAAAAAAACACUAUAGAAUAAGACACUACGUAAAUUUGAUGAUGAUAGAGAACACAAAAAUGGAUCGUUUCAAUGGCAAAUUAUAUUUAUUAAUAUAUUUUCAAUAGUUCAUUUUUUUUCAUAUACAAAACUAAAUAUCUUCAUAUUACAAAUAUAAUAUAUGUAUUAGAAACGAACGAAGAAUAGAUAAAGAUAUGUAUACACAUCAGAGAAUAGCGUUCACAACAAAAAAAAGUAGUCAUGUUAAAUGAGACCGAUUUUAGAAAGGCAUUUUCUAUCCGCAACGAACAACAAAAAUAUAUUGAAUUAUCACUAGCAUCUUCCAUCGGUUAGUGUGUGUUAGUGAUGAUACGCGUGUGUGAUCAAAUGAUAUUUUGGUAUUGUGUGUGCGAAUGUGUUUGAAUCGAUGAUUUGCCGGCCAAACACUGUUUUCAUAGCCAAUAAGUUGAAAAUCUCGAGGACAAUAUAUGACAACAACAAAAAAAAACAUAUGCGAAACAUAUAUAAAAUAUCCGACGAAUGACUUGUAUUGUAUUAUUUAGAAAUGAACUGAGAAAAUUGACAUUAAAAAAAAUCAUUUACAAUAAAUAAACCAUUGAUCCAACAAAAAUUUAACAUGUA
This is a messenger RNA of Contarinia nasturtii (swede midge), 7772 nucleotides long. Its product is annotated as calmodulin-A-like. Gene Ontology annotation, molecular function: enzyme regulator activity; calcium ion binding. Lineage: Eukaryota; Metazoa; Arthropoda; Insecta; Diptera; Cecidomyiidae. Bases 512 to 1408 code for a protein of 298 amino acids. The record is from RefSeq and is a predicted model, not a curated record. Gene Ontology annotation, cellular component: myosin II complex. The transcript is spliced from 9 exons.